Molecule: messenger RNA, 1128 nt
Organism: Capsicum annuum
Lineage: Eukaryota; Viridiplantae; Streptophyta; Magnoliopsida; Solanales; Solanaceae
Exons: 3
Coding region: 1-1128 (375 amino acids)
Source: RefSeq, a predicted model, not a curated record
AUGGCGCUAUUUGCAAUUGAGCAUUCCUUUAAUUACUAUGCCAAAAGAUCAGACAAGAAAAGCUAUGUCCUACAAUAUCGUUCGGAGAAUUGUGUUUGGAUCUUUAAAGCAUCAUGUCGUCGGGGUACAGAACUAUUUAAAGUUAGAUUUUUCCAAGAUGUUCACACAUGCCCGUUGAAAGAUCGUAGUUUUACUCAACUUCAAGCUACAGUUGGGUUUGUUAGUGGUUUUGCUGCACCAAAACUUGUCAACUAUAAGAGAAUACACACCAUGAAUGAUAUAAUCGAAGAUAUUAAAAAUGCUUUUGGUGUAGACAUUAACUAUCAGAAGGCUUGGAGGGCUAAAGAACGUGCGAUUGAGAUUUUAAGGGGGAAACCUGCAGAUGCUUAUCGACAAAUGACUCGAUAUGUAUACAUGUUAAAUUCCGUAUAUCCAGGUUCACAUAUUAGAAUGCAUAAAUCCGAGGAUAAUAAAUUUAUGUAUUUGUCCGUUGCAUUGCAACCUUUGAAGAGUGAAUUCGAGUAUUACAGGCCUGUUGUUGUGGUUGAUGGUGCACAUUUGAGUGGAGCAUAUAAAGGUACAUUUGUUUCUGCAAGUAUUUUUGAUGGAGCAGGACGCAUUCUGCCUAUUGCGUAUGGUGUUGUUGAUAGUGAAAACGAUAAUUUGUGGACUUGGUUUUUUGAGAACUUCAGAAUUGCUUUUGAAGAACGUGAUAGUAUGUGUGUUGUAUCCGACCGUCAUGAAAGCAUAAUAAAGGUUGUGAGUGUUGUAUAUCCGAAUGUGCCGCACCUCGCAUGCAUUUGGCACUUGUGGAAGAAUGUUUGUACAAACUUCAGGAAGAGUAAAGAUAGACUUAGCGAUAUUUACUAUGCUAUGGUCAAGGCUUACCGCAAAGAUGAGUUUGAUUUUUUUUGGAAUCAAGUUGGGAAGAUUGAUAAGAGGGUAAAGUCUUAUCUUGAGGAUGCUGGAUUUGCAAAGUGGGCACGCGUGUAUGCACCUGUUAAUCGUGGUAGAAUGAUGACUUCAAAUAUAGUGGAGUGCAUAAAUGGUAAAUUGAAGCUAGCACGUGAGUUGUCGAUAAUAGAAUUUUUGGAGCAGGCUAGAAAAUUGUUCGGAAAGUGGAAUUGA